This is a messenger RNA of Ochotona princeps (American pika), 1609 nucleotides long. RefSeq names its product aurora kinase A and ninein interacting protein (gene AUNIP). Gene Ontology annotation, cellular component: spindle pole; centrosome. Lineage: Eukaryota; Metazoa; Chordata; Mammalia; Lagomorpha; Ochotonidae. Bases 169 to 1191 code for a protein of 340 amino acids. The transcript is spliced from 3 exons. Gene Ontology annotation, biological process: spindle organization. The record is from RefSeq and is a predicted model, not a curated record.
GGGACUGACGCCGCGGCCGCCGCCUGCGCACGGAGCGGCCGACGCGUAGCUCCGCCCCUAGGCGCUGGCGGGAGAUCCGAACGUGGAGGCCUGCGGCUGAGGGGAGACUGUGAGGCGUCCCGAGCUGGGGCUUAGUGACUAGCCGGAGGUGUCCACUUUUCGGUGGCCAUGAGGCGGAGAGGCCCCGAGGAGGAGGCCUGCGGCGUGUGGCUGGACGCCGCGGCUCUGAAGAGGCACAAAGUGCAGACACAUUUAAUCAAACCAGUGUUAACACUCCUUCCGAAAGAGAGGAAGGCUAGUAUUUCUUUAACUCAAAGAAGGACCCCUCCUGCAGGUGGUAAGCAGACCAGCAUCACUUCCUUCCUGACCUCGCAGCCAGGAAAGAGAAACAGCGGUGGCCAGAGAAGUGUUCCAUCUCAUGUGGAAAGUCAGAUCAACCAGGAAUCCACCAAUGAUGCAACUCCGCUAGGCUGUCUGGUGCAAGGCUCUGAAGAUGAUUACCUGGCACCCCCUUUUGCCACUUCAACUCCAGCAGACACCCAGGGGGCUGGACUCUGUCCUCACCCCCUCCAGACUUAUAGCCAACAGAGAAUGGGGACCCCACUUUGGACUGAGAUGUCUCUGCUCCAGCCUAGCAUCCCAGUCUCUGCUGCAAAGAGUAAAACCUCACUGGCUUUUUCCUUUACCCAGGACUUGGAAAGUUCUUGGGACCAAAAUGAGGAAAAGGAUUCUUCCAGGAGAAAGGAAUGGCUUCAUGACACUAAGAAGACCUGCCAGGGCCUAGAGAGCCCCAGCAGCACAGCUAGGAGCAGAUGUCACCAGUCCUUGGACAGAACGAGACUAGAAAAGAUUGCGUCUACCAAAGAAAACAGGCAGGUUCUUCAAACUCACAGGGACUUCCGGAGUGGAGAGAAAACAGACUGUGUGAAGCAAAGCCCUCAUCCUGUUUCUGUGCUUCCCUGGGACAGUGAGAAUGACAGGGACACCUGGAGUCAGCUUUUCACUGAAGAUUCUCAGGGCCAGCAGGUCAUUGCUCACAAAUCCAGAGCCCCUUUCCAGGACAUCAGCAGCAGCUGGAACCAGGAGCUGGGGCAGUUUUCCAGCAGCCCUCGGGCUCAAAGCCAGGAUGGGCUGACACGUCUCUUUACACAGGAUUCUGAAGGUAAUCAAGUUAUCAGGCAUCCAUUGUAAAUGUUUUUAUGAGGGUUUGCUUCUCUAAGUAUCUUGCAAUGACAGAGAUGUUAAGACAUCUGUAGCUGGGAGUAGGAAGGAGGCACGUGAUGCAACUGUUGGCAUUAUCAAGCAUUUUAUUUGUAUAAAUAAAGCAGGCAUUACCACUCACUGACAGCGUGUUGGCAUCAUGCCUUUCCUUUGGAAGGUGAUAGAAUUCCUUGAACCUGUGUGAGGAGGCACAGUGGCACUGAGCCCUCCACAGCAGAACCUCCUCUUGGCCCUUUCAGAUGCCUGGCUGGGACCUUGUGUCUUUAGGAUGAUGUGUUUUUGGCUUUGGCUAUCAUCUUAGUCUAAGCCUGGAACCAUUACUCCUGACACACCUUUGAGACAGAAAAGGCAAAUUUCCAUAACCCUGGCAUGCAGUUAGCAGGACUGG